CCCGCGCCCGCCCCCGGGCUCCCCGCAGCGCCGUUCCGCGCUUCCGCCCGCUCGCCCGGCGCCAUGGCGGUGAAGGGGGCCGCGGCCGGCGCCGGGGUGCUGCUGGUGACGGCCAACGUCGGGUCCCUCUUCGACGACCCAGAAAACUUGCAGAAGAAUUGGCUUCAGGAAUUUUAUCAGGUUGUUCAUGCACACAAGCCCCACUUCAUGGCUUUACACUGUCAAGAAUUUGGAGGAAAAAACUAUGAGGCUUCCAUGUCUCACGUGGACAAGUUUGUUAAAGAGUUGUUAUCAAGUGAUGCGAUGAAAGACUACAACAGGGCUCGAGUUUACCUGGAUGAGAACUAUAAAUCACAGGAGCAUUUUACGGCUCUAGGAAGUUUUUACUUUCUUCAUGAAUCUUUGAAAAACAUCUACCAGUUUGAUUUUAAAGCUAAGAAGUAUAAGAAGGUUACUGGGAAAGAAAUCUACUCAGACACUUUAGAAAGCACACCCAUGCUGGAAAAGGAGAAGUUUCCACAGGAUUAUUUCCCUGAGUGCAAGUGGUCCAGAAAAGGUUUCAUUCGAACAAGGUGGUGUAUUACUGAUUGGGCUCCAUGUCAGUCCCUGGCUCGACUGCAGGGCAGCACUCGGCUCCUGCCGGCUGCUCCGGAGGAUGGCGUGGUGCUUCCCAGCCAGAACGCUGCCAGCAGCUGUGUGGGGCAGCCAAGGGCUGUGGCCGGGCCCAAGGGACUGCUGCCCACUCACUGCCUCGUGCAAGCAGCGAGGGACGGUGCCUUUGACUUGGUAAACAUUCAUCUUUUCCAUGAUGCUUCCAAUUUAAUUGCUUGGGAAACAAGCCCAUCGGUUUACUCAGGAAUACGGCAUAAGGCUCUUGGCUAUGUGCUUGAUAGAAUUAUAGAUCAGCGGUUUGAGAAAGUUUCUUAUUUCGUCUUUGGAGAUUUCAACUUUAGACUGGAUGCCAAAGCAGUAGUAGAGACGCUAUGUGCGAAGGCUACAAUGCAGACUGUCCGGGCAGCUGACACAAAUGAAGUAGUCAAGCUAAUAUUUCGUGAAUCCGAUAAUGACCGAAAGGUUAUGCUACAAUUAGAAAAGAAGCUGUUUGACUAUUUUAAUCAAGAUGUUUUUAGAGAUAACAAUGGCACUGCGCUUUUAGAAUUCGACAGAGAGCUGUCAGUCUUUAAGGACAGAUUGUAUGAACUGGACAUCUCAUUUCCUCCCAGUUACCCAUACAGCGAGGACUCCACCCAGGGAAAGCAGUACAUGAAUACACGAUGUCCAGCCUGGUGUGACAGGAUCCUGAUGUCCCACUCAGCCAAGGAGCUCAUUCUGAAAUCAGAAAAUGAUGAGAAGAUUGUAAUAUAUGACCACAUUGGGCCAAACGUCUGCAUGGGGGAUCACAAGGAAAAAGAUGCCUUCGGAACGAGAAGAUUUUCCAUGAAACAACACUGUAGCGAGGAGGGGAGGAAUGGCAGCAUCCAGAAAUACAUACCCGUAACAGCCGUGUCGAUACGUCCUGAGUGCCACAUUCUUAGACUGCUGAUCGUACACUAUGCUUCAGCAUCUGGACUCUGUUUGAGAAAAGCCUCACAUACCUCACUGUCUUGUAUGUUCAUGUGACAUCAAGUAGAAACGUGGAAUUAUUUUUUAUAUAUGUAUGUCACGAUUCUGUUGCCAAAACUCUAAAUAGACAGCAGAGAUGUUAUGUAUUUUAGACUUCACAACCUUCAACUUUUAGUAAGUGUUUGUCGAUGAUGUGGAAAAGUUAAUUCAACAUAUUCUAAACUUUUAUAGGUGUCAUGCCUGACAUUAUAUUAUCUUUACCACUUUGGGGUUUUGUACAUUGGAUUGUAUAGAUGGAGAUAUCGAUGGUUUUAAAUGGUAUUUUCUUUGUCGACCAAGGCUUAUGGUUUGUGUUUUAGUGUUUUGUUUUUCAUUUUUGUAAUUCUUUUCUCAAGUUAUUUACUAUACUGCCAUGUUUCAUGGUUUUUGAAUCACACAGCAGCUGCUUUCUAUACAUACAUAUGUGUGUGUAUAUAUAUGUAUGUAUGUGUAUAUAUACACAGAUAUAUAAAUAAUUUAUAAACCUGACCAAAACUUAUGCUAAAUAUACUUUCGGAUAUGAAUGCUUGAGAGUGCCAUAUCAGCAGUAGUGUUGGAGCCGUAGCAGGUUUAGUUAGUGAACAUCAACAACCAACAGUUAUAUAAUAAAUAAUAUAUAGCAGUGCCAUCAUCGAUACAGAUAUAUAGCUUACUCUAUAGUACAUAUAUUAGCAGUUUCACUUUGUUGCUCCUAUAAUCCCUUCUUUCUAUGUACUAUUAAGGAUUGAAUGUGAAGUUCUUAGCUAGAUUUGGGUGUAACUUUCCAGAAUUUUGUAAACUGUUUUUGUCUGUCCUUUGUUACUGUUUUAUGGUGCCAAGUAUUCUGUAUUAAAACAACAACAAUAUGGGAGGAGAAACUAAUGGUCUGCUUCAG
Lagopus muta (rock ptarmigan) is the source of this 2476-nucleotide messenger RNA. It is a transcript of the gene INPP5A, whose product is annotated as inositol polyphosphate-5-phosphatase A. Gene Ontology annotation, molecular function: inositol-polyphosphate 5-phosphatase activity. NCBI's taxonomy places the organism in Eukaryota, Metazoa, Chordata, Aves, Galliformes, Phasianidae. The coding region runs from base 64 to 1620 and encodes 518 amino acids. Gene Ontology annotation, biological process: phosphatidylinositol dephosphorylation. The record is from RefSeq and is a predicted model, not a curated record. The transcript is spliced from 16 exons.